CGGCGGCCCGGGGCUCCUCCCCUCGCCGCCCGCCAGACGGGGGCUGAAGCGGCGGCGGCGGCGGGAGGCGAUGGUGCGUCUGGCGGAGGCGGUGGCGGGCGCCGCUCCGGCUCCUCCAUCUCACCCCGCCGUCGCCAUGGGUGUGCGUAGGGCCCUUAGGCCUGCGCAGAUAUGAGGCAUCUAUUAACAAGCUAAAAGUGACAGAACCAUGGCUCAGUUUCCAACACCUUUUGGCGGCAACCUGGAUAUCUGGGCUAUUACUGUGGAAGAGAGAGCUAAACAUGAUCAACAGUUCCAUAGUCUGAAACCAAUAUCUGGAUUUAUCACUGGUGAUCAAGCUAGAAACUUUUUUUUUCAAUCUGGGUUACCUCAACCAGUGUUAGCACAAAUAUGGGCUCUAGCUGACAUGAACAAUGAUGGGAGGAUGGAUCAGUUGGAGUUUUCAAUAGCUAUGAAACUUAUCAAAUUAAAACUACAAGGUUAUCAGCUCCCGUCUGCACUGCCUCCUGUCAUGAAGCAGCCACCUAUUGCUCUGCCUAGUGCACCAGGAUUUGGUAUUGGGGGCAUUGCCAGCAUGCCAUCUCUUACAACUGUUGCCCCAGUGCCAAUGGCAUCUAUUCCAGUAGUAGGAAUGUCUCCACCGUUAGUAUCUUCAGUUCCUGCAGCAGCAGUACCUCCCCUGGCUAAUGGAGCUCCUGCUGUUAUACAGCCUCUGCCUGGUUUUGCUCAUCCUGCCCCGUUGCCAAAGAGUUCUUCCUUUAGUAGAUCUGGACCAGGAUCACAGCUAAAUGCAAAACUGCAAAAGGCACAAUCCUUUGAUGUGGCUAGUGUGCCUCCUGUGGCAGAGUGGGCUGUACCUCAGUCAUCAAGACUGAAGUACAGACAGCUGUUCAAUAGCCAUGAUAAAACAAUGAGUGGACACUUAACAGGUCCACAAGCAAGAACGAUUCUCAUGCAGUCAAGUUUACCCCAGACUCAGCUGGCUACAAUAUGGAAUCUUUCCGAUAUUGAUCAAGAUGGAAAACUUACAGCCGAAGAGUUUAUUCUGGCUAUGCACUUAAUUGAUGUUGCUAUGUCUGGUCAGCCACUGCCACCUGUACUGCCUCCAGAGUAUAUUCCACCUUCGUUUAGAAGAGUACGCUCUGGUAGUGGCUUAACUGCUGUAAGUUCAGGAUCUAUAGACCAAAGGUUACCAGAAGAACCAGCGUUAGAAGAGGAACAGCAGCAACUGGAAAAGAAAUUACCAGUUACAUUUGAAGAUAAAAAGCGGGAGAACUUUGAACGUGGCAAUCUAGAACUUGAAAAACGGAGGCAGGCUCUCCUGGAACAGCAGCGCAAAGAGCAAGAGCGUCUAGCACAGCUGGAACGGGCAGAGCAGGAGAGGAAAGAACGUGAGCGGCAGGAGCAAGAACGGAAAAGACAACUGGAGCUAGAGAAGCAGUUGGAAAAACAACGGGAAUUGGAACGGCAGCGAGAAGAGGAAAGGAGGAAAGAAAUAGAAAGAAGAGAGGCUGCAAAACGGGAACUUGAGAGGCAACGGCAGCUGGAGUGGGAGCGUAAUCGCCGGCAAGAACUACUAAAUCAAAGAAACAAAGAACAAGAGGACAUAGUUGUUUUGAAGGCAAAGAAGAAGACCUUAGAAUUUGAGCUGGAAGCUCUAAAUGAUAAAAAAAAUCAGUUGGAGGGAAAGCUUCAGGAUAUCAGAUGUCGGCUGUCUACCCAAAGACAAGAAAUUGAAAGUACAAAUAAAUCUAGAGAACUGAGAAUUGCAGAAAUCACGCAUUUGCAACAGCAGCUACAGGAAUCUCAGCAGAUGCUUGGAAGGUUGAUUCCAGAAAAACAGUUGCUUAAUGACCAGCUAAAGCAAGUUCAGCAGAACAGUUUGCACAGAGAUUCUCUUCUUACUAUCAAAAGAGCUGUAGAAGCCAAGGAACUAGCACGUCAACAGCUUAGAGACCAGCUAGAUGAAGUAGAAAAAGAAACCAGAUCUAAACUUCAGGAAAUUGAUAUUUUCAAUAAUCAACUGAAGGAGCUGAGGGAAAUACAUAACAAACAGCAACUACAGAAGCAAAAGAACUUGGAGGCUGAGAGGCUGAAGCAGAAGGAACAAGAAAGGAAGACAGUAGAAAUAGAAAAGCAAAAAGAAGCUCAAAGGCGAAUCCAGGAACGGGAUAAACAGCGGCUUGAUCGAGCACAACCAGAAGAGGAACUUCAGUGGCAAAAAAAAAUACCGGAAGAUGAAAAGCAAAAAAGGGAAGAAGUAACCAAGAAGAAGGAGAGUGAGGAUAAGGGGAAGCAGGAAAUGCAAGAGAAACUGAGUAAGCUUUUCCAACCACAGCAAGAGUCAAUCAAGCCAGCUAUCCAGGCUCCUUGGUCAAAUGCAGAAAAAGCUCCUCUAACCAUUUCCUCUCAGGAGGAUGUAAAAAUAGUGUAUUAUAGAGCACUGUAUCCUUUUGAAUCAAGAAGCCACGAUGAAAUCACUAUUCAGCCUGGCGACAUAGUCAUGGUGGAUGAAAGUCAGACUGGAGAACCAGGGUGGCUUGGUGGAGAAUUGAAGGGGAAAACUGGAUGGUUUCCUGCAAACUAUGCAGAGAAAAUACCUGAAAAUGAAGUUCCAGCUUCUGUAAAGCCAGCAGUUGAGGCUGCUGCUGCACCUAAAGUUUCCGUGCAUGAAACUGCUACAUCAGUGGCAACUCCGGCUUCUACAGAGUGUAGCACAACUGCCAAUAAUUGGGCAGACUUCAGUUCAACAUGGCCAGCAAACACUAGUGAGAAACCAGAGACUGAUAACUGGGAUGCCUGGGCAGCUCAGCCCUCUUUGACUGUUCCCAGCGCAGGGCAGCUGCGGCAGCGAUCGGCCUUCACUCCUGCCACUGUUACAGGUUCAUCUCCCUCUCCUGUCUUGGGUCAGGGUGAAAAAGUGGAGGGGCUUCAAGCACAGGCUUUAUAUCCUUGGAGAGCAAAAAAAGACAACCACCUUAAUUUCAACAAAAACGAUAUCAUCACAGUUUUGGAGCAGCAAGAUAUGUGGUGGUUUGGAGAGGUUCAAGGACAAAAGGGAUGGUUUCCUAAGUCAUAUGUGAAGCUUAUUUCAGGCCCCAUUAGGAAGUCAACCAGCAUGGAUUCUGGUUCCUCAGAAAGUCCUGCUAGUUUGAAAAGAGUAGCAUCACCAGCAGCAAAAUCAACUAUGUCAGGUGAAGAGUAUAUUGCUAUGUAUACUUAUGAGAGUUCUGAACAAGGAGACCUAACUUUUCAACAAGGUGAUAUGAUUCUUGUGACAAAGAAAGAUGGCGACUGGUGGACAGGAACACUGGGUGAUAAAUCAGGAGUUUUCCCAUCUAAUUAUGUGAGACUCAAAGAUUCUGAGGCUCCUGGAGCAGCUGGAAAAACAGGAAGCUUAGGGAAGAAACCUGAAAUUGCCCAAGUUAUUGCCUCUUACACAGCAACGGGUCCAGAACAGCUUACUCUUGCUCCUGGUCAGUUGAUUCUUAUCAGAAAGAAGAAUCCAGGUGGCUGGUGGGAAGGAGAGCUCCAAGUUAGAGGAAAAAAACGGCAGAUAGGAUGGUUCCCUGCUAAUUAUGUAAAACUUUUGAGCCCUGGUACCAGUAAAACUACACCAACCGAGCUACCUAAAUCCACAGCAUUACCUUCAGUGUGCCAAGUAAUUGGCAUGUAUGACUACACUGCACAGAAUGAUGAUGAGCUAGCAUUCAAUAAAGGCCAGAUUAUAAACGUCCUUAACAAGGAAGACCCAGACUGGUGGAAAGGGGAGGUGAAUGGACAAGUGGGUCUCUUUCCAUCCAACUAUGUGAAGCUGACAACAGACAUGGACCCAAGCCAGCAAUGGUGUGCAGACUUGCAUCUUCUGGAUAUGUUGACACCUACUGAAAGAAAAAGGCAAGGAUACAUCCACGAACUCAUUGUCACAGAAGAGAACUAUGUCAAUGAUCUGCAGUUGGUCACAGAGAUCUUCCAGAAACCACUAAUGGAAUCUGAGCUGCUAACAGAAAAAGAAGUUGCUAUGAUUUUUGUUAAUUGGAAGGAGCUGAUUAUGUGCAAUAUAAAACUACUGAAGGCUUUGCGUGUGCGUAAGAAGAUGUCUGGAGAGAAGAUGCCAGUGAAGAUGAUUGGUGACAUCCUGACAGCACAGCUGCCACACAUGCAGCCUUACAUCCGAUUCUGUAGCUGCCAGCUCAAUGGGGCAGCCCUCAUCCAGCAGAAAACAGAUGAAGUCCCCGAGUUCAAGGAGUUUGUUAAAAGGUUAGCAAUGGAUCCUCGCUGUAAAGGAAUGCCACUAUCAAGUUUUCUACUAAAGCCUAUGCAACGGGUAACAAGAUACCCACUAAUAAUUAAAAAUAUAAUAGAAAACACUCCUGAAAACCACCCAGACCACAGUCACUUGAAGCAUGCUCUUGAGAAAGCAGAAGAAUUAUGUUCUCAAGUAAAUGAAGGAGUUCGGGAGAAGGAAAAUUCAGAUAGGCUGGAGUGGAUCCAGGCUCAUGUUCAGUGUGAAGGCCUGUCGGAGCAACUCGUAUUUAAUUCUGUUACAAACUGCUUGGGACCACGCAAGUUUCUGCACAGUGGGAAACUCUAUAAAGCCAAGAGCAACAAGGAACUGUAUGGGUUUCUGUUCAACGAUUUCCUCCUCCUGACUCAGAUCAUCAAACCUCUUGGCUCUUCUGGCACAGACAAGGUCUUCAGCCCCAAGUCUAAUCUGCAAUACAAAAUGUACAAAACUCCUAUUUUUCUAAACGAGGUACUAGUAAAAUUACCCACAGACCCUUCUGGAGAUGAGCCCAUCUUCCAUAUCUCCCACAUUGACAGAGUGUAUACUCUUCGAGCUGAAAGCAUUAAUGAAAGGACUGCCUGGGUUCAGAAGAUCAAAGCUGCUUCAGAACUUUACAUAGAGACUGAAAAGAAGAAGAGGGAAAAAGCCUACUUAGUUCGCUCGCAAAGGGCAACAGGCAUUGGGAGGCUGAUGGUGAAUAUUGUUGAAGGCAUUGAACUAAAACCUUGCAGGUCCCAUGGAAAGAGUAACCCAUACUGUGAGGUGACGAUGGGCUCUCAGUGCCACAUUACCAAGACCAUACAGGACACCCUCAACCCAAAGUGGAACUCCAACUGCCAGUUCUUUAUCAAAGACCUCGAGCAGGACGUGCUCUGCAUUACGGUGUUUGAGAGGGACCAGUUCUCCCCAGAUGACUUUUUGGGCAGAACAGAGAUCCGUGUGGCAGACAUUAAGAAGGAUCAGGGUUCAAAGGGACCAGUUACAAAGUGUCUCCUUCUGCAUGAAGUCCCAACAGGAGAGAUAGUCGUCCGACUAGACCUGCAAUUGUUCGAUGAGCCUUAGGAGGAAAGGCACCAAUGUUUUGUUUCAGUCUGAGUUGGCUGCAAUAGGUGUCUGCAGAAGCAAAACCUUGGUUGGUGCGGUAUGAAACUACUGCUUGCCCUUCACACAUUAGAGGGUUAUCAAAGCAAACAGGAGCAUCUUUGUGCCUUGAUAAUUCUCACUGGAAGAUGGAAUCCCAAUUUAGUGAGGAGAUCUCCCUCGAUUUCUCUGUGUGGAACUUGAGGUUAGUUUCCUGGGUUUAUGAAAUAACCUAGUUGUUCAUUGUGCUCCAGUCUGAAAGGCUGGCAAACCACAUAGGUUGCUGUAUUUGCUCCAGUUACCCUACUCUUUAGUUUACAUGAAGAAGGCAAUGUUGGUAUGUUUUGGAGGCUUUCUGCAGGGUUUUCCCCCUUAAGGAAUUCUGUGCCUAUUGCUCAGCAAAGUGGUGUGUAAAUGUAAUGUGAAUGGAAGGAGCAGUUAUGCAGUAAGAAGAUCUUAGAAGAUCUUCAUGGUGGUACUGCAAAGACUUAGAAAAUAAAUAGUCUAUAAACAGAGAAGAUUCUGUUAACAUACCACUUCAUGACUCUCGUUGCCCCUGAAAAUGAAUUAUGUACAGGCCUUCUGCACAGAGGUGAAUUGCACUCCAGAAGAGUCCACCCACUCACUACCUUUGGAAGUUGCUGUUUCUUAUAUGAGUGUUGAAGUUUGACCAGUAAGUGAAGGAUUAAACACAGAGCCCUGCUGAAUGUUGUGCUAUACCACUUUGAUACUACUUUAUACUCCUGCUGCUUGGCUGUGUGACUGCAGAUGAGGAAGACUGUGUGACUAUCACCUGCGGCGGGGAAGAAAAAAAGUCAUGGCUCUAGCUCAAGAAGCUAGUUUCUAUCCCACAGAGUCUAGUUUGCAAAGCAAUCAGUGGUGACCAGUUAUUAAAUGGUGCUGUGCCAGGCUGUGUCUGACAUCAUGUUACCCUAUCCAGGGCAGCAGCAGCGUUCUGUAGGUGUUCGUGGCAAGUUGGGGUGAUUGCGGGUUUGGUGGCAGCGAUACUGGAUGCAAGCAGAAACAGACUGAUGGUGCAGAGUGGGUAACCCCAAAGUCAAAGCCUUGUCAUCUGGGGGAGUGCCAGGGCUUAUUAAAUCCCUUUAACUCUCUGAAUACACACAGAUAGGCCCACAGCUGGCAAACUUUCAAUGUUUGGCAAAGCACCCAGCUUUAAGCGUGCACUUACGUCUUGUUUCCCUUAAGCACAGGCCUAAGUGCUUUGCUGAGUCUGGACCCGAGAGACAAGAGACCCCUAAGAGUAAAAUUCCUCUGCUUGGAUCCAUUUUGUUCAUGACCUAAUCAUGCAUACACUGGUAUUUUUGUAAGGACUUUAUUUCCAAAUGGGAGGUGUCAGCCUGUUUCAUUAGCAUGUGAACGUUCUUGUGGAGCCUGUUGUUAGAUUUUGGUGUUCCUUGCAUGUCCUUUCAGUACUGGUUUCCACCUUUCCUGUAUAGGCAGUGUUCUCUAGCAGUACAAGUCUUAUUGAUUUCCAUUAGGAAAUUAGGAUAUAUUCAUAACGGAUAGGUAGAAACAGUAUGGUAAUAAGUGUAAACUGUGCUGGGAAGUGUCUGUGUAUUAUAAUUUCCUAAAAGACCACUGUAAUGUUUCAAGCAAUGGGAUUGGAAAAAAAAAAAAAAAAAAAAAAAAGUAUGUUGGAGGGACAACAAAGUUUACAUUUCAUACUUUUCAGAAUCGCUUUAUUAUUUAUUUAUUGAAGAUAGUGUAGAAUUUUGUAUCAGAAAUGACAGACAUACUUAUGUAUUUUUUGAAACAAAACAGAGAUACACACUUUAGUUAGAAACUUUCAACUGACCACAUUUUAGAGGGAGUGUAACUUCCUAGGCAUGCAUUUGUUUACCACUAACUGGCUGAAAACACAAUUAAGAGAACUUUAAGUUUCUAUUUUUCAAUGUUGUUAAGAAAAUUGUUUCAAUUAAAAUAUGUAAAUAGUACUAAACCCAUGCUUUCCUAAUUCCAUAUCAAUACAUUUUAUUAAAUAUAAUGUAUAUGAAAAUACACAUUGUUGUGGUAGGAUAAAAAAAAGUGAUCAACAUCUAUUAAUGCAGUAACAUUAAAUGUCAUUGUCUAACCUUUUAUCGCUGUCCUAAUUUUACUCAGUAGCUGGAAAUAAUGGUGAACAUUUAUUUCAGUGUUUAAAAAACAGCAUUGCCUUUUUAUGGUAUCAUUCCACCAGCAUGAAUUACAGUAACAACUAACUAGAUAAACAGGACAAAAGAGACCGUGGGUGUCAUGCAGAAAUCCUGGCCAAGCUUUGGAAGGGAGCCUCAAGGAGCUGCACCUUCCUCUGAGGCUCAACUGGUGCUGGAAACUGGGACCCUUAGCUGCAGGGGCUCCUCUCAGAUUGUGACUCUUGCCAUGGGCAUGUGCAAUUGCACCAUUUUGGGGAGUUGUAACAGAACUGAGCACCUUCCCAACCACCAUCACUUGUAACUUCCCACUUACCCUUGAUGCCCAGCAGUGUUUGUCUCCUGUUAAUGUCAACAGGAGUUAUGCAAACAUGAUGAUGAUGAAAGACUGGGGUUCGGCUCAUGGAUCUGUACUGGUUCCCUCAUAAUCAGUCUAAUCCUAAAGGGGAAGCUUGUCUGUGCAAUUCCUGUGCAUCGAGGACAGGAGGUAUCUCUACCCUUAGAGUCAGCAGACUGUGCCCUGGGCUGUGGCUGUUGCCUCACCUGCUCGCCCUCAGUGCUCUGUAGCAUGUUGGCACCCUUGGCUUCCCAGACAGAACAGCUUUUUGCCAGGGUUAGCCAGAGGUUCUUAAAAACCCAUUGAUUCCUGCCUGGUUUUCCCUGUUCAGGAAUGCUACCAUCUUGCACAUCACUUUGCAUUAACUCCACAGCUGCACAGGCUACAGGUUUCUGUGUUUCUGCCCACUUGUAGCUGCACAGACCUUCUGCUCAUCUGGGACUUCAUGCUGUAAAAGCAUGGCCCUUUUACUGAAAAAAAAGAGACUCAGUAGCUGUAGUCCUACUAUGCUUUUGUAGAGAAAACUGCCAGCUCUCUUAAUAGGCUUGUUUAAAUACCACCUGUGUCCUGAGGAGUUUGGGGAAAAGAGAGGCACAGGGCAAUACCUGAGAACUGAGGUAUCUCUUCCUGUUUUUAGAAAGUCAGCUGGCAUGACCACAAUGUAUGAAGGUCGAGCUAUCCUCUUACAAGUGCCAUGUGCUGGCUGUCAGGCCAAACUCUACUUGUCUGUGCUCCUGGUAUAGAAUACCUGUAUUUAUGUAGAACCUUUUUUUUCAGAUCCUGGUUAUUGAUUUCUGAAUAUCUUGUAAAAUAGCACACCUUAGGUCCCUUUCCAGCCCCAUCAAGAUGUGUGUACACUUUUCCUACUGUUAUGCAAAACUGCCACAAGAACAGAAUUGAAGCCCAGAUAAUACUCGAUGACAUUUUGGAUGGAAAGAGCAGAUUCGUGCAGAUAAGCAUCCUCACUAUAAUGCAGAGAUUGUAAAUCUGUGUAUUGUGGAGUUCUGGGAAUGGUUUUCUGCAUUUCUUUUGGUAACAUUCAUCCUUGUAGAGAGGCUGAGUACAAGGACUCUCUGUUGCUUGUCCUUAAAAUGAGGCACUGGUGAGACAGAAUGGGUGCAUGGGCCACUGGGACUGGCCUUCAAGAUGGGGUUUCAUUUCUGCCUUUUCACAGGCUUUACGUUAUUGGAGAAGACCAUUUGCUUAGAAGUACUUAGUCAGCAUCAAACUCCUUGGCUGGCAACUGAGCCUUUCUAAAAAUAGUACUGUGACUUUUUAAUGCAUUCACUGCCUUCAUUGAAACAGUGGACUUACUUUUGAUGAACUGGGAGAGAAGAAAAUGUAAGGAAAAAAGAGUAAAAUCGGAAGCUGCGAGAAAACAUGCAAUAGAAAAAGUUGCACUGGUAAUUUGAUUUCCAAGCUGUAGUUCUGGCAAUUUUGUUCUUCCCUUACAUAUGUUCAUUUUAACAAGGAGAGUGGUAUUUCUUCCUAGUUCUUUCUUGGCUUUAGGUCUUGUAGUAGAACUGAGUUAACGGGUCAGAAACUGGAAGGGAACACCACCACUUUUAGAAAUUAUUGACAUGACUUUUGAAAAGUGGUGGUACCUGGGGAUGGGCAAAAUGUCAACACUGUGGCAGCAGUCAGGACAGAGGAAGGAAAGGAAUCUUUUUUUCUUUUCUUUGGAGAAGCAGGUUAGUUUAAAAUCGGAUCCAAAGUCUCACAGCAGAACUUCAGUCCUCCAGGGCAUCCAUAAUAAUAGUAAUAAUAAUAACAACAGUGACUAAUAACAAACCAUGUGUUUGUCCUCAGCCUGGGAGAACCACACUGGAUUUAGUGCAGCUCUGUAUUUAUGAAGGAGUCUGUAUGCACUUUUUUAUAGAAGUGGAGCUUUUCAGUGUUUUUAACAGCCCUUAUACUCAUCUUUCCAGGAAUUACCUUCUGAGAUAUACCUCUGAGGUGCUUACACACGUGUUGUUUCAAGAUGCUUUUGAAGGACUCGGUGGAUUUAUAAGCAUUGCUGUCAGGCUCUUUGCUUUCCUGGUGCCAUCCAGGCAGCUCUCACAAUCAGCCAGGAGGUACAUGCCCUUUCCAUACAGGGGCUUGUCUGCACCAGCACCCAUGUGCCAGGUUUCCAUUUCUCAAAGGACUUGUUUCCCCAGUCUAUAGCUGUAUGAGGUGUUUGCCAGUGAUGCUGUCAUACGUCAGCAGGGUGGAUGUCUCUUCUUUCAGCUGCAUUUAGGACCUCUCCAUCAUUGCUCUGAUUGCAGUAAAAAUUAGCCUGGUCUUGUCGAUCUGCCUCAAGAGCAUUUCCUCCCUGUGGAUGGGAGUCAGUUCUUCAGAGAUACCUCUCAGGGAAACCACCUGAGCUCAUUUUCCUCUGUGCUUGGUUGGAUGCAGCUGGAAGUCAUUAUGUUCAGAGCAGGUUCAGCUCUUCACCUUUCAGAGUCCACGCUGCCACCUGAGCACACAUCCCUGCCGUCCUUCCCAGCAGUGCCAGCCUGUGAGCUCCCACUGCCUAUCCUGCAAGCCUGCAGCCUCUGCUUCAUUCCUGGUAGAGCUGACGAUCAUGUUUGAGAUCACCCAAGUCCCCUCUUGGCCAUAAUUUUCCUGCCUGAUGAGCCAGUUGGCUCCUUCCAAGCCAAACACUGGCCACAUGGCAUGAACAAAUGCAGCAGGUGACUGGAAAAUGCAUCUCACCUCAUCUUACUGCCUUGCUCCAUUAGAGCCCCCUUAGGUUUUUCUUCUGAGUCUUACGAGUGCUCUGUCCUGUAAUUAAUUAAGUCCUUUGGAAGGCAUUGCUCUUUCCUUCCUUUUAACCCCAACCCUUGAAGCUCAGCUCUGUGCUGUUUUAGGGUCUCCUUUCCAGGCUUCUCGCUCACAGCUCACCUGGCAGCUGCCACCUCUGCCGCAGGUCUCCAGCCCCUGGCUCAAGGAAGCACUUCAGCAGAUGCUGAGCUUCAACUCAUGCCCCAAUUCGGUGCAAAGGUGUAGGUGAAACCAGCUGGGUGCCUGUGUGCUUUGUUGGGGAUACAUGGAAGAAUUCCAAAGGCAUUGCUAAUUGAAAGCUUACAUUAUGAAGUUGGUUCAAGCUCUGUACAAACCGUAAGAUUGCAAUAGAGCAUCAAACAAAAAGCCAAGAGUAAGAUCAAAUACAGAAGUAGUUUAUAUAGUCUUUGCAGCUGGAUCUGUUUUGGCCACUAAACUCACCAGAAUUGUAUUUACUGGGCAAAUAAUAAUUAAUAUACUUACAGAUUUCAAAACAUUUGGAAGCACCGUAAAAUACAAAACCACCAGGCUGACCUUGACCUUGGAAAUGCCAAGUACCUUGCCAAGUUUAGUGCUGGGAGAAAGCCAGCCCGUGAAGGCCUGUGGGGCUGCACACAGCCAGGGAUUGGUGCACUUGGGCACCUUGAAAGACACAGCAUGUCACCGAACUGACACUAAGCCAAAUGGCCAACAAAUUGCAGAACUUUUUUCUAGAUGCACUUAAUUAUUAUGUAUUUUCUCAACAUGCGUUUUUAUGAGGGAACUUUUUAAAUGUUAAUUUUAGAAUUUUUUCUACCCUUUAAAAAUAACAAGUCACUUUUUGUUAUAUGCGAGUAGCGCUGGGGAAGGGGAAACACUGUGGAUAAUGCAGUUUUUGUAAUUUAUUAAAUACAUUUUCACAACUAAGAUGUGACAAGUCCAGACUUUUCAUGCAACAGCCUACUUUCAUACAGCUCCAUUUGCCACUGUGAUACUUCAGUUUAUUAAAAUCCAGCAGUCAAAAUCCCUUGAAGCACAGAAAAGCUGCGAAUCAGGUUAAAUCACCUUAGCUUUGAGGGUUUUUUUCUGAAUGUACAUUCCACAUAUAUCCUUUUUUUUUAGCCCCAACAUUCCUGUCCUCUAUGCAUAUCAAUGUAUCUAUAGUUAAAUACAUGCUUAUAUGUGUGUGUGCGCGUGAGACUAUUUGUACAUAUAAAAAUACAGCUACCUUAUAAUUGUCAAAUACUGAGUAAAUCUAACAGAAAAGCAUUUAUAGACACCUAGUUUUCUUUGUUCAUUUAAAUAGUUUAAAAUAAGGACCAUCCUUGGGAAAAUUAUUUUUCUGUACAUAGGAGGAUAUAUUUAGGACUAAUUUAAAAGAAUAAAGAACUGCAGUAAGAGUAUGUUAAACUAGCCUAGUUGCUUGAUACAGUUGUCAAAGGCUCUGCUGCAACUGUAAGUAAAUUCCUUGUGCUGCUUGUAAAGCUGCAGGGGUGUCACUAACCCUGGAUUUAGCAGUUGGUUCUGGGAUCUUACUGUGUCGUGCAAGGGAGCUGGUGCUUUCCCUCAGACUAGACCCCCAGGCAGCAGCUCCUGCCUGUCAUGGAGAGUGCAAGGGAGUAAGGGGAAAAGGGAAGAAACAGGGCCAUCAGAAACAGGGGGAUCCCCAGAAAGAGGGGAUCUCUUCCCCCCUGCCCAAGAAACAUGGGUGGGUGUCCAUGAUGGACUGGUGAUGUAUUGGAAGGGAAAUUCAUCACCAGCUGUGGUGGCUGCUCCAUGAUAUAAUCUGGUUUUGUCAGGAGAAAGGGGGAAGGGCAGGUGCAGGACUGUAGCUUAGAAUUGGGGAAUCCCCCUCCCUGCUCAUGGUGUUACUUUUUAGUUCACUUUUUGCUGCCAAAUAAAUGGUAUCCAUUAGCUUUUUUUUUUCCUUAAAAAAAUGUAUUGUGCUGUCUAUAGUAUUCACAUGAGCCUAAAACUUACAAAGGAGUUAUAAAAUGUUAUGUGUGUAUCUUAAUUUCUGGCCAAAAAGGAGAAAAUGUUACGCUGUUUGUUUUUUUUUUUCCCUGAGAAAAUGUAGUUCAUAAUAUUGAUCCAUUAUCUCACAUCUAACUAUUUUGCAGUAAAGAGCUCAUACUGUGAAGGUGGUUUCUCUUGGGUUUUUUUUGAAGUAUUCAUAACAGACAAUGAAUAACUGCAAAUCAGAUGCCACUGUUUCUUUUAAGACAAUUUCAGCUGUACUUGGGUUGCUCUGAAUGUGUUGUUUCCUCAGCCACACUUGGUUAAACAACUCUAUUUACAGACAUGGUCCAACUAAGCAAAAGUCCUUAAAAUCUGUUCCUCUGUUUGAGGGAUUGUGCUGCUUCCCAGACUGCUGUCACCAAGGUGGAAACUGCUGUGAAGAGUUUAGGCUGUGCAGUUUGUUUGACACAGAUGAGACUGUAGUUGUGCAAGUGAAAUUAUGCAAGAAUAAAUCCAGGUUUUUUUAAAGUUUA
Molecule: messenger RNA, 13092 nt
Organism: Apus apus (common swift)
Lineage: Eukaryota; Metazoa; Chordata; Aves; Apodiformes; Apodidae
Gene: ITSN1
Product: intersectin 1
Exons: 40
Coding region: 209-5350 (1713 amino acids)
Biological process (GO): intracellular signal transduction; positive regulation of Rho protein signal transduction
Molecular function (GO): protein binding; guanyl-nucleotide exchange factor activity; calcium ion binding
Source: RefSeq, a predicted model, not a curated record